Humulus lupulus (European hop) is the source of this 790-nucleotide messenger RNA. Its product is annotated as probable isoprenylcysteine alpha-carbonyl methylesterase ICMEL1. The coding region runs from base 1 to 714 and encodes 237 amino acids. The record is from RefSeq and is a predicted model, not a curated record. Lineage: Eukaryota; Viridiplantae; Streptophyta; Magnoliopsida; Rosales; Cannabaceae. The transcript has 8 exons.
AUGCUUUGUGGAAGGAUUCUCCAAGGUUGCGUCAUCACUGACAGAGUUAACCCGCAAGAAUCAGAAGUUUGUUUGGUUAGUCAAGUGCGAAGACAGCUUCCAGAAGCUCAAGAAGAGUUUGAUCACCGCUCCGGUUUUGACUCUUCCUACAGAUCACGACAAUUGAAGGAAUAUGAGAAAAGAUAUCCCACACACGACUUAGAGCUUGCAGCGAUAGCUUUUGCAGUGAAGCACCGGCGACGCAGAACCAAUAGUGAAGAUUCUAUAUCUUCGUUAUUUGACAUCGAAGGUCGUCGAUCUUUGAGGCGUGAUGUUGGCCACGCCACGGCCGAGACGUUCUUGCUCACUCGUCUGAGUUUAAAGCUUUUGAGAUAUCUUGGGGUAGGCUACAGAUGGAUGACAAGAUUUCUUUCACUUGAUUGUUAUGCAUUGUUACUUGUACCAGGCUUUUGUCAAGUUGGUUACAAUUAUUUCUUCUCCAGUCAGAUACGUAGAAGUAUUGUUUACGGCGAUAAACCAAGGAAUAGGCUGGAUCUGUAUCUACCUAGAAAUAGUGAUGGGCCAAAACCAGUCAUUGCAUUUGUAACUGGUGGAGCCUGGAUUAUUGGCUAUAAAGCAUGGGGUUCUCUUCUGGGUCAACAGUUAUCAGAAAGGGACAUUAUUGUGACGUGCAUAGAUUACAGAGGCCAACUUUCUAACUCGAGAAGCAAAUGAAUGGUACAAAGAACCUGCUUCAGCAAGCGCUUGUAGCCCUUCAGACGAUUUCUCUCAUGAUUUUGACGAUUUCUCU